AUGCAGACCGUAGGGUUUGUUCAGGGUGACAAUCAACGCGAUACCAUCUCGUUGCUCGUCAGUUGCCUCGUAACCCUCAGUCUCUGCGUCUAUUCCGCCAUUCACCUUAACUUGCCGGAAAAGGGUGAACGCUAUCACUGGAUGUUAUGGAGGGAAGCCAAGUGGUGCACAAUUGGCCUCUUUGCUCCUGAGCUUGUCCUAUAUACUGCAUGGAGACAAUUCGCCUCCGCCAAGCAGCUAUGCGAUGAAGUUGGACGAGCAAUAGAUUCAGCCGAGAAUCAUACUGAACAGCGAAAGAUGAGUGAAACAGAGAAGAUUGCUUCCGUCGAUGUCCUCUCGCAGAAACCUAACCGAAAGCGUUCGUGGACUAUAGCCCACGGGUUCUACGGGUCAAUGGGCGGCAUUGCCAUUGAUCUAGGCGAUGACGACUCGGCAUACGCGCACAUCUUUGGAGGAGCUAAACGCCUUACUCUUACCGCAAAAGGGGUCGCGCUACUAGCACGCUGUGGCCACCUUCCCGACGUUUCUGUAGACGACAUCAAAGACAAGAACAAGGCAGACUCUCUGGCGAAGCUCCUCGUCUGUAUACAAGCCGGAUGGAUGAUAGUUCAAGUCAUCAGUCGACGCGCUCACGAUCUUCCUACAACUCUCCUCGAAGUCCAUACCGUCGCGCACGUCGUCUGCGCUUUACUCAUGUACGCCGUUUGGUGGCACAAGCCUCGGCAGGUCGAAGUACCGACAAUGCUUCGCGGAGACUGGGUGUGGCCUCUGGCGGCAUACAUGUACUCAGCGAGUCGGAUGAGUGGAGCGCGGCCGAAGGGAGUCUUGGGCAACUUUCUUAACCCCAAGCCGGAGAUGAAACAACUUGUCUAUCUUCAAGGGAGCAAUUUGUGCGCCUCUUCUCCCAACGCGAUAACCAUUAACGAGAGAGAACAUGGAAGAGUCAUCAAUAGUAGCAACGGCCGCUUUGCUCCUUGCCCUACGAAUCCCGCCUCGAGCCAACACCUUGAACCUGAGGUUCCACCUCCGCACGAUGAAAUGCUAGAGGCACGAAGGAUAUUAGCUGCGCAGGCCGUUGCGGCGUACCCGGCGCUUCGUUCCAAAUUCGAAAGACUUAACCCCCACGACGAACGAGCGGCUGACUCUGAACGCCUCAUCCCCUACACUGCCGAACUCGUCCAGCCCUACUCCCUAAACUGGCCAAACGCCGGGCUCCUUCGUCGUACGCAAUCUCUCAUCAUGGGCAUGACACUCUGGGGUGCCUCCAUGGCCUAUGGCGGCAUCCACGUCUCCGCUUGGCAAUACUUCUUCCCCACCUAUGCCGAACAGCUCCUAUGGCAUCUUAGCUCUGUUUGGGUUACUUUCUGCGCCGGCUUCUGGCUCAUGAUUCACCUACUGGCGUACUUCUUCCCCUUCAUUGAUCGGAUCUGGGUAGCGUAUAACGAGAGGAGACUGGGGUCGUUGUCGACAGGAGUCAUCACCCUGUUGUGCAUUCUGUGUGGAGUGAGCUUUGUGGGGAGUAGAGCGUUUUUGGUGGUGGAGGCUUUUGUGAGUAUAAGGGUAGUUCCGAAGAGGGUCUAUGAUUCGCCGGGUUGGUCGCAGGUUUUCCCGCAUCUUUGA
Messenger RNA from Trematosphaeria pertusa, 1620 nucleotides. RefSeq lists its product as uncharacterized. Bases 1 to 1620 code for a protein of 539 amino acids. The transcript has 2 exons. NCBI's taxonomy places the organism in Eukaryota, Fungi, Ascomycota, Dothideomycetes, Pleosporales, Trematosphaeriaceae. The record is from RefSeq and is a predicted model, not a curated record.